This is a messenger RNA of Toxotes jaculatrix (banded archerfish), 2404 nucleotides long. It is a transcript of the gene lrrc73, whose product is annotated as leucine rich repeat containing 73. Lineage: Eukaryota; Metazoa; Chordata; Actinopteri; Toxotidae. Bases 469 to 1443 code for a protein of 324 amino acids. The record is from RefSeq and is a predicted model, not a curated record. Gene Ontology annotation, molecular function: protein binding. The transcript has 7 exons.
AUUAAUGCUCCUUCAUCUGACUUAUUAUAAAUGUCAUUAUUGAUUCUUCUGAUGAAAUAUCAUCGGGUGUCGUUGUUGUUGCGCUGUGUUCGGUCCCGGUAAACCGGUCAGAGUGAGCCCUCCCUCCUCCGCCUCCUCUCUCUGUGUCUCAUAGUAACGGUCACCUGCAGAAACACACCGGGACUCGCGGAGCUCACACCGACCACAGACGGACCCUUGCCCGGCUGCAGGACACCGACCUCGUCGCUCGGUUCUCCCCCGCUGAUCAAACCCGAUCAAUCGAUACCUCGGAUCGAUUGGCUCUGAUGUCCGCCGCGGUGGAACCGGCGCGUGGCCUGCGGCGGGAUCAGAGCAACCGGAGUAGCGAGUGAUGACAUCAGCGUGUGAGAGUCCUGAUCCUCCCCGCGUGAGCUGAUCGAUAAUUUAUCAGGUGUUCCAGUGUUCCCAGUGCUCCCAGUCCCGUCUAGGAUGCUGCCAGCUUCCAUCCAGAUCACGGGGGAGCUGCUAUCAGCAGCUGAGGUCCAGGACAUCUGUGAGAGUCUGAAGGAGGACAGCGUCCGGCUGUUGUCCGUCCGUGGCUGCCAGCUUUCAGACCGCGACUUCGGACGCAUCUGUCGCAGCGUCGCAGAGUCGCGCUCGCUUGCUCAGCUCAACCUUAACCUAGGCGUCGUCUCCAGCAUCAGCCGGACACGACACCUGGCUGACGCCCUGAAGACCAACCGAUCCCUGCAGACCCUGUUUCUCCACGGCAGCCCCCUGUUGGACGCUGGCCUGGUAACCCUGAAUUCGGCCCUGUCGACCCACCCAACGCUUGUCUGUCUGGAUCUGGGAGACUGCAUGCUGGGAGACGAGGCGCUGGGUCUGAUCUGUGGGAUGCUGCCACCCGACGGAGCAAAGUCAGGUCUGAGGGAGCUAACGCUCAGUGCUAACCCAGGAAUCAGCUCCAAAGGCUGGGCUCGACUCAGCAUCGCUGUGGCUCACAGCUCCCAGCUCCGAGUCCUCAACCUGGACUACAACCCACUGGGUGAUCAGAUUGCAGGGAUGUUGGCAGUUGCCGUGGCGUCCAGCAGAACCCUGGAGGUUUUGGACCUGGAGGGAACCGGACUGACCAACCAAUCAGCACAGGUCUUCUUGGACAUGGUGGAGAACUACCCGACCAGUCUGCGGGUCCUGGUUCUGGCAGAGAACGACAUCAGUCCAGAGUUGCAGCAGCAGAUCUGUGACCUGCUGUCUGAAGGAGAGGACGACGAUGACAGAGAGGCCCCGCCCCUCCAACCAGGCCACGCCUCCAACAGUGCACUGCUGCCAAUAAGAGACAAGUACCAACCAAUCAGAGACAAGUACCAGCCCCCCACCUGGCUACCCCACAGCAACUCCAGCCCCCAGAUGAUCUUGCUGACUUCAGGUCUAGGUGAGAGCUUAUUGGCUGAGACUGAGAUGUGACUCCUCCCCAAAACACACCCACUUCCUGUUAGACCGCCUUCACUCCAUUCUCUUUAGUUGUUUAUUUUGGGGUUGGAAUGUUCCUGUUUGUUUCUGCACUGCACUACUCCGGGUUGUCAGAUCACCUGAUCACUAGCAGCCAAUCACAUGCUCUGCAUGGUUUGAUGUAGCACCUGUACAAAGACUAGAACACAAUGAGUUGUGGCACAAAACCUUAACACACCAAGUGACUUACAGACAGGUGUUUGAUCAGCAGGUGAACAGUGUUUCAGUAUCACUCAUACGGCUCCAUUCCAAAGGCUUAAUGGAUGAAUGACUAAUGCACCAAACAUCAGUUAGAAGACAUUAAUGAGAACAACAUCUGGACCCAGCUGGGUGAGAGGAGGAAGAUAGGACAGCUGGGGAUGGAGGAGAGGUGUGCAGAGGAUCAUGGGAAGUCUCCCAGCAGCCUCGGCCUAAGUAGAGGUUUGAUAACUGCAGCCUUAAAAGCCUGUGGAACAUUAUCCUGUUACCACAGAGACAUUUAUCUGGUCUAAUGUGGAAGUGUCAGUCAAAGGUAAAGCAUCUCUGAGAAAUCUGGUUGGAAUCGGAUCCAAGAGACAUGUGGAUGGUUUGGAUUUAGAAACUACUGAAGUCAACUCAGCAAAGUCUGUGGGACAGACACAGUGUCAGGACAGAUCAGGACUGACAGACGUUUCUAAAGCUGCUGUUCCUGACUCACCUGCAUCACAGCUGUAGGAAGGAUGAGAUGGAUUCAGCUCUAAUUAAUGUCUCAUAACUGAUAUAUAAGUGUUAGUAAAUGAUUUAUUAAGCAUUGAUGAAUGCAUUAAUUCCAGCUUAUAGAGCCAGUAGGCCUGGAGUCCUAUCACAGUGGUGCCUGUGUUUCUGAUGAAUGUACCUUCUGCUCUGUGGGUUUGUUCUGCUGCUCCGAUGUCACAAUAAUAAAACUGUUUACAGCUUC